AUGCACAGCUAUCAGCUGCGGUCGCGCAUUCCGCGACCUCCAAACGCCUUCAUGCUGUUCGCGCAGGAAAAGAGGCGGUCGGUGGCCGCUGAGAACCCAAACGAGAACAACCAGCGCGUGAGUAGCCGCUUUAGCAAGCGGUGGCGUUCUCUCAGCGCCGCCGACAAGGAGCCGUACCAGCGCACGGCGGCCGAAGCUGCCCCCGGCCACCGAAGGAAGCACCCGGACUACGUCUACAACCCGCGUGAGGCCCACCGGUGCAAGUGGCGGGAGAGCAGGACCAAGGCGAUUGCCAGCAAGCCCAAGAGUGGCAGUUCCAGGGACCAGGAGCAGCAGCCGAGCAUUUCCAUGGCCAUGGCCAAGGAUCGAGGCACCCCAGAGUGCCAGCAUCCGCCGGUGCUGCCGCAGAGGAACGAACACCGUGGAACCAGUACUGCCCGGGGCAGCACUUCGGGCGCUGGUCACGGAAUGUCGCUCCUUAGGACGACGGCCACUGUCACGGUCACGGCAUCAGCUCACUCGGCUGUGCGGCCCUACAACGUGCACCGGUUCCCCGGUCCUCUGCCACCAUCACUGCGUGGAGCGAACAGAGAAAACACCGUGCCCACCCACCUGUUAACGGCAGCUGGCGCACUCAAACAGCCUAAAACGCCAUAUGCCCCACUCCUUGAUAAUCAGCCAUCCCCCACGUUCCUGGAGGACAAAGACGACGAGUCGUCUGCAGGGCACGUCGUCGUUCGACCAGGGCGGAUUCCUGGACACCCUAGGCUUCGCAGACGGCGCCCUAUAGGCGAAGGUCACCAAUCUUCGUCGGCCGCUGGCUCCAAAGCAGCAUUGGACCUCCAGCAUGCGCCUGUCAAGCGUUCGGUGCCUGCUGCUGUUGCAGACAGGGUAUCAGCAGCAGAAGAUUGCGCGGUCCUCAUCCGCAUUUUUGCGAUUAGUGCGAAUAUUCCGGAUUGCACUAAAUAG
Dermacentor silvarum is the source of this 969-nucleotide messenger RNA. RefSeq names its product transcription factor SOX-1. Bases 1 to 969 code for a protein of 322 amino acids. Gene Ontology annotation, molecular function: DNA-binding transcription factor activity, RNA polymerase II-specific; RNA polymerase II cis-regulatory region sequence-specific DNA binding. The record is from RefSeq and is a predicted model, not a curated record. Gene Ontology annotation, biological process: regulation of DNA-templated transcription; cell differentiation; anatomical structure morphogenesis. The transcript has a single exon. Lineage: Eukaryota; Metazoa; Arthropoda; Arachnida; Ixodida; Ixodidae.